AUGACUUAUUUUGCAGAAUGUCCAUAUCAUAAGCCUCUGGGGUUUGAAUCAGGUGCUGUUACUUCAGAUCAGAUAAGUUGCUCCAACCAAGAUCAGUAUACAGGCUGGUAUUCUUCCUGGACCUCAACCAAAGCCCGCCUCAAUGGUCAAGGAUUUGGGUGUGCUUGGCUAUCCAAAUUCCAGGACAAUAGUCAGUGGCUACAGAUUGACCUGAAGGAAAUAAAAGUUAUCUCUGGGAUUUUGACACAAGGAAGAUGUGAUACAGAUGAAUGGAUGACUAAGUACAGUGUACAGUACAGAGUGGAUGAUUCUUUGAACUGGGUUUACUACAAGGACCAAAACUGGAAACAAUCGGGUGUUUUAUGGGAACUCAGAUCGUUCAUCUACUGUACAGAACUUCCUGCGACCUCCAGUGAUUGCACGAUACAUCAGGAUUAUCCCACUAGGCUGGCAUGUUCGCAUUGCUGUAAGGAUUGA
Molecule: messenger RNA, 477 nt
Organism: Staurois parvus
Lineage: Eukaryota; Metazoa; Chordata; Amphibia; Anura; Ranidae
Source: the annotation of a GenBank genome assembly